This is a messenger RNA of Zychaea mexicana, 515 nucleotides long. RefSeq lists its product as uncharacterized. The record is from RefSeq and is a predicted model, not a curated record. NCBI's taxonomy places the organism in Eukaryota, Fungi, Mucoromycota, Mucoromycetes, Mucorales, Lichtheimiaceae. The transcript has a single exon. The annotation marks the transcript as partial.
AUACAUUUUGGAUUAUUUUGAUUGUCGUAUGGGGUAGCUGCUGCUGCUGUUGUUGUUGUUGUUGUUGUUGCUGUUGUUGCUACUGUCGAUGUUAUGUCGCGUAAGAGCUAUUCAGGGGGUUGUGAAGAGACGAAGAGAGAAAAAGAAAAGAGGCGAAAACAAGAGGAUGCUAUGUAGAUGGUGUGGUUUUAUAAAUGCUCUUUACAGGUAUACGCUAUGCUGAUGAUGGUGGUGGUGGUGGUGCUGCUGCUGCUGCAUGUCCUCGUAGUGUGGUGUGUGAUGCUGUGUUUGUCCCCUUCCGCGCUCCUUCUUUUUUUCGCUUGCACGCAAGAUAAAAAAAAACAAGUCCAAGGACGAGAAGAGAAAAAAGGAGGAAGAGAAAAAGAAAGAGAGUGGUUCACGAUGAGCCGGGUAUCAGGGAGUACUGUAAGUAUAUACGAUGCUUGCUGCUACUGCUGCUGCUGCUACUGCUACUGCUGCUAUAUGUACGAUGGAGACGGCGAUGGAAGAGAAAG